AUGGGUCGAGGAAACAGCACUGAAGUGACUGAAUUCCAUCUUCUGGGAUUUGGUGUCCAACACAAAUUUCAGCAUGUCCUUUUCAUUGUACUUCUUCUUAUCUAUGUGACCUCCCUGAUAGGAAAUAUUGGAAUGAUCUUACUCAUCAAGACCGAUUCCAGACUUCAAACACCCAUGUACUUUUUUCUACAACAUUUGGCUUUUGUUGAUAUCUGUUAUACUUCUGCUAUCACUCCCAAGAUGCUCCAAAGCUUCACAGAAGAAAAUAAUUUGAUAUCAUUUCGGGGCUGUGUGAUACAAUUCUUAGUUUAUGCAACAUUUGCAACCAGUGACUGUUACCUCCUGGCUAUUAUGGCAACGGAUUGUUAUGUUGCCAUCUGUAAGCCCCUUUACUAUCCCAUGAUCAUGUCCCAAACAGUCUACAUCCAACUGGUAGCUGGUUCAUAUAUUAUAGGCUCAAUAAAUGCCUCUGUACAUACAGGUUUUACAUUUUCACUGUCCUUCUGCAAGUCUAAUAAAAUCAAUCACUUUUUCUGUGAUGGUCUCCCAAUUCUUGCCCUUUCAUGCUCCAACACUGACAUCAACAUCAUUCUAGAUGUUGUCUUGAUGUUCACUGGGUUGGUCAUCAUCUUUUCCUACAUCUACAUUAUGGUCACCAUCCUGAAGAUGUCUUCUACUGCUGGGAGGAAAAAAUCCUUCUCCACAUGUGCCUCCCACCUGACAGCAGUAACCAUUUUCUAUGGGACACUCUCUUACAUGUACUUACAGCCUCAGUCUAAUAAUUCUCAGGAGAAUAUGAAAGUAGCCUCUAUAUUUUAUGGCACUGUUAUUCCCAUGUUGAAUCCUUUAAUCUAUAGCUUGAGAAAUAAGGAAGUAAAAUAA
This is a messenger RNA of Gorilla gorilla gorilla (western lowland gorilla), 882 nucleotides long. Its product is annotated as putative olfactory receptor 5AK3. The record is from RefSeq and is a predicted model, not a curated record. Gene Ontology annotation, cellular component: membrane. Lineage: Eukaryota; Metazoa; Chordata; Mammalia; Primates; Hominidae. Gene Ontology annotation, biological process: G protein-coupled receptor signaling pathway. Gene Ontology annotation, molecular function: olfactory receptor activity; G protein-coupled receptor activity.